Molecule: messenger RNA, 5590 nt
Organism: Symphalangus syndactylus (siamang)
Lineage: Eukaryota; Metazoa; Chordata; Mammalia; Primates; Hylobatidae
Gene: GRIA2
Product: glutamate ionotropic receptor AMPA type subunit 2
Biological process (GO): monoatomic ion transport
Cellular component (GO): membrane
Molecular function (GO): signaling receptor activity; ligand-gated monoatomic ion channel activity
Source: RefSeq, a predicted model, not a curated record
CUGUGACUUGCCUGUGUGUGUGCGUGUGUGUAUGUGUGUGUAUGUGUGUGCGCGCGCGCGUGAGAGAGGAGAGAGGGAGAAGAGAGCGCGAGAGAGGGUGAGUGUGUGUGAGUGCAUGGGAGGGUGCUGAAUAUUCCGAGACACUGGGACCACAGCGGCAGCUCCGCUGAAAACUGCAUUCAGCCAGUCCUCCGGACUUCUGGAGCGGGGACAGGGCGCAGGGCAUCAGCAGCCACCAGCAGGACCUGGGAAAUAGGGAUUCUUCUGCCUCCACUUCAGGUUUUAGCAGCUUGGUGCUAAAUUGCUGUCUCAAAAUGCAGAGGAUCUAAUUUGCAGAGGAAAACAGCCAAAGAAGGAAGAGGAGGAAAAGGAAAAAAAAAAAGGGGUAUAUUGUGGAUGCUCUACUUUUCUUGGAAAUGCAAAAGAUUAUGCAUAUUUCUGUCCUCCUUUCUCCUGUUUUAUGGGGACUGAUUUUUGGUGUCUCUUCUAACAGCAUACAGAUAGGGGGGCUAUUUCCUAGGGGCGCCGAUCAAGAAUACAGUGCAUUUCGGGUAGGGAUGGUUCAGUUUUCCACUUCGGAGUUCAGACUGACACCCCACAUCGACAAUUUGGAGGUGGCAAACAGCUUCGCAGUCACCAAUGCUUUCUGCUCCCAGUUUUCGAGAGGAGUCUAUGCUAUUUUUGGAUUUUAUGACAAGAAGUCUGUAAAUACCAUCACAUCAUUUUGCGGAACACUCCACGUCUCCUUCAUCACUCCCAGCUUCCCAACAGAUGGCACACAUCCAUUUGUCAUUCAGAUGAGACCUGACCUCAAAGGAGCACUCCUUAGCUUGAUUGAAUACUAUCAAUGGGACAAGUUUGCAUACCUCUAUGACAGUGACAGAGGCUUAUCAACACUGCAAGCAGUGCUGGAUUCUGCUGCUGAAAAGAAAUGGCAAGUGACUGCUAUCAAUGUGGGAAACAUUAACAAUGACAAGAAAGAUGAGAUGUACCGAUCACUUUUUCAAGAUCUGGAGUUAAAAAAGGAACGGCGUGUAAUUCUGGACUGUGAAAGGGAUAAAGUAAACGACAUUGUAGACCAGGUUAUUACCAUUGGAAAACAUGUUAAAGGGUACCACUACAUCAUUGCAAAUCUGGGAUUUACUGAUGGAGACCUAUUAAAAAUCCAGUUUGGAGGUGCAAAUGUCUCUGGAUUUCAGAUAGUAGACUACGAUGAUUCGUUGGUGUCUAAAUUUAUAGAAAGAUGGUCAACACUGGAAGAAAAAGAAUACCCUGGAGCACACACAACGACAAUUAAGUAUACUUCUGCUCUGACCUAUGAUGCCGUUCAAGUGAUGACUGAAGCCUUCCGCAACCUAAGGAAGCAAAGAAUUGAAAUCUCCCGAAGGGGGAAUGCGGGAGACUGUCUGGCGAACCCAGCAGUGCCCUGGGGACAAGGUGUAGAAAUAGAAAGGGCCCUCAAACAGGUUCAGGUUGAAGGUCUCUCAGGAAAUAUAAAGUUUGACCAGAAUGGAAAAAGAAUAAACUAUACAAUUAACAUCAUGGAGCUCAAAACUAAUGGGCCCCGGAAGAUUGGCUACUGGAGUGAAGUGGACAAAAUGGUUGUUACUCUUACUGAGCUCCCUUCUGGAAAUGACACUUCUGGGCUUGAGAAUAAGACUGUUGUUGUCACCACAAUUUUGGAAUCUCCGUAUGUUAUGAUGAAGAAAAAUCAUGAAAUGCUUGAAGGCAAUGAGCGCUAUGAGGGCUACUGUGUUGACCUGGCUGCAGAAAUCGCCAAACAUUGUGGGUUCAAGUACAAGUUGACGAUUGUUGGUGAUGGCAAGUAUGGGGCCAGGGAUGCAGACACGAAAAUUUGGAAUGGGAUGGUUGGAGAACUUGUAUAUGGGAAAGCUGAUAUUGCAAUUGCUCCAUUAACUAUUACCCUUGUGAGAGAAGAGGUGAUUGACUUCUCAAAGCCCUUCAUGAGCCUCGGGAUAUCGAUCAUGAUCAAGAAGCCUCAGAAGUCCAAACCAGGAGUGUUUUCCUUUCUUGAUCCUUUAGCCUAUGAGAUCUGGAUGUGCAUUGUUUUUGCCUACAUUGGGGUCAGUGUAGUUUUAUUCCUGGUCAGCAGAUUUAGCCCCUACGAGUGGCACACUGAGGAGUUUGAAGAUGGAAGAGAAACACAAAGUAGUGAAUCAACUAAUGAAUUUGGGAUUUUUAAUAGUCUCUGGUUUUCGUUGGGUGCCUUUAUGCAGCAAGGAUGCGAUAUUUCGCCAAGAUCCCUCUCUGGGCGCAUUGUUGGAGGUGUGUGGUGGUUCUUUACCCUGAUCAUAAUCUCCUCCUACACGGCUAACUUAGCUGCCUUCCUGACUGUAGAGAGGAUGGUGUCUCCCAUCGAAAGUGCUGAGGAUCUUUCUAAGCAAACAGAAAUUGCUUAUGGAACAUUAGACUCUGGCUCCACUAAAGAGUUUUUCAGGAGAUCUAAAAUUGCAGUGUUUGAUAAAAUGUGGACCUACAUGCGGAGUGCAGAGCCCUCUGUGUUUGUGAGGACUACGGCCGAAGGGGUGGCUAGAGUGCGGAAGUCCAAAGGGAAAUAUGCCUACUUGUUGGAGUCCACGAUGAAUGAGUACAUUGAGCAAAGGAAGCCUUGUGACACCAUGAAAGUUGGUGGAAACCUGGAUUCCAAAGGCUAUGGCAUCGCAACACCUAAAGGAUCCUCAUUAAGAACCCCAGUAAAUCUUGCAGUAUUGAAACUCAGUGAGCAAGGCGUCUUAGACAAGCUGAAAAACAAAUGGUGGUACGAUAAAGGUGAAUGUGGAGCCAAGGACUCUGGAAGUAAGGAAAAGACCAGUGCCCUCAGUCUGAGCAACGUUGCUGGAGUAUUCUACAUCCUUGUCGGGGGCCUUGGUUUGGCAAUGCUGGUGGCUUUGAUUGAGUUCUGUUACAAGUCAAGGGCCGAGGCGAAACGAAUGAAGAUGACCUUGAAUGAUGCCAUGAGGAACAAGGCAAGGCUGUCAAUUACAGGAAGUACUGGAGAAAAUGGACGUGUUAUGACUCCAGAAUUUCCCAAAGCAGUGCAUGCUGUCCCUUACGUGAGUCCUGGCAUGGGAAUGAAUGUCAGUGUGACUGAUCUCUCGUGAUUGAUAAGAACCUUUUGAGUGCCUUACACAAUGGUUUUCUUGUGUGUUUAUUGUCAAAGUGGUGAGAGGCAUCCAGUAUCUUGAAGACUUUUCUUUCAGCCAAGAAUUCUUAAAUAUGUGGAGUUCAUCUUGAAUUGUAAGGAAUGAUUAAUUAAAACAACAUCCUUUUCUACUCGAGUUACAGACAAAGCGUGGUGGACAUGCACAGCUAACAUGGAAGUACUAUAAUUUACCUGAAGUCUUUGUACAGACAACAAACCUGUUUCUGCAGCAACUGUUGUUAGUCUCUUGAUUCAUAAUGACUUAAGCACACUUGACAUCAACUGCAUCAAGAUGUGACAUGUUUUAUAAAAAAAGGAAAAAAAAACAUUUAAAAUUAAAAAAAUAUUUUUAGGUAUUUUCACAAACAAACUGGCUUUUCAAUAAAUUUGCUUCCAUAUUGGUUGAAUAAGAUAAAAACAAUUAAACUGAGUGGGAAGUGAAUAAAAAAAGGCUUUAGGUAUCGGUUCCAUAUUUUUCAAAGCCAAAUAUGUAAAUGCUAAGGAAAGAAAACAAAGAGGAGAUUCCAAUCUUGUAAUUUAAUAUUGUUAUUAAAACUUUAAUGUAUCCUAUUCUUUAACAUUUGGUGUUAAUAUAAAAUUACUUGGCAAUGCUUGACAUUUGAAAUAAACAUUUUUCUAUUGUUUUAUUGCAAGUGGUCCAAUUAAUUUUGCUUAGCUACAGUUUGGUCAUAAAUCAAGUGAGUUUAAAGACACUACCAAGUUGUUAGGUGCCCAGAGAAAAUUUCUCCCUUUUAAAAAGGCCAGGUGAUUUUUCCAAUGUAAUCUUGCCCCCAAAGUAAUAUCUGAAUAUGUUUUUGACAUGUCUAAAUAUAUAUAUAUAAAGAAAUAUUUGUUAACACAAAAGCAUUUGAUCUAUGCAGAUAAAUGCUAAUAGAUUUAAAAAGCUAAUAUUAACAAAUACCAGAAUAUGUGAAAUUCCAUUUUUAAAGUGUUUGAGCUUACAGAAGAGAAACAUUCAUUUUAAAUGAAGUAAAAAAUGCCUUGAAAGUAAUUCUUUAGUUGCCCAUUGAUUAAAUUCCAUAAACUAAAUAUGUUUUUAGCUUUAAAAUUAUGAGCUGUCAUAAACUUUAUGUAUUAUGAAUUUUAAAAUAUGUUUGAGUCACCUGCAAUAUAGUUUCAUCCCACUGACAUCAAUUAAAAAUAACCCUAAUAUAUUAUUUUUAUAUUUAUUCCUCAGGUGGAAUGGCUAUUUUAAUAUGCCCAGUGUGGAUAAAAUGUCACAUUUCUGUAACUUUUGACUAAAGAGCCUAUAUUUAUCUAGUUAAUGAAUUUAAAGGAUCUAUCUUUCCCUUCAUAAAAUACCUCUUAUUUCCAUUAAAGCCCCCCAAGUUUAAUUAAUUUAGGAUUUUGAAUGAUUAUUGACACCCAAUAGUUAUUUUUAAUAUUUGUAUUCUUGUUAUUUCUGGAAGAAAGCCUUUGUGUAGCACUUGGUAUUUUGCAAAGUGCUUUUAAAACAUUCUUGCUUAUUGUAUUUCAUAGAAGGGAAGGAGAAAUGUAGGGUUUAACAGUAACCACUUGCAUUGAACAUGGAGGCAUGUGGUAUCAUGAUAUUCUUCACUAAAUUUGGCUGUCCCUAAUCACAUGUCCUAAGGUAAUACAAUAUAAUUUUAGUGCAUUUCUCCUCAUCAGGAAUGCUGGAGGUGCAUUUUAAGUUUUAAUAAUAAGUGCUAGAAUGACCAAAUUGCAGACUAAUUGUUUCCAUAUUGUACUUAAAAUGAGUUUUUAAAAAUGAAAAAGAAAUGACUAUAUACAAUCAAUGCUAUUUAUUGUACCUCUGGGCCUACUCUUCUAAAAAUUGUAGCUUAUCAAUUUUUCUCUGUCAAGCUUGAACUAAUGUAAAUAAUUGAAAUAAUGUAAAGUUAUAUUUUCAUGUUUUUAUAGAUACAACAUGACAAGAAUACAUAAUGUAAGAGUAUUUCAACUAUGGAUAAUGUUGAUUGGAUAAUGCACAUCUCAGUUACAAGCAGUACUCAUAGUUUAAUAUCCAUGUAACGGUGCAUCAAUAUAUUGCUAUAUAAAUAUGUCUGUGUGCAUAUAAGUGAAAAGUGGUCAAACAAGAGUGAUGACAGCUGUCUAAAGGUUUUUUUAUUCAUUUUAUAUAAAAACUGUUAUGGAAAGACCAAAAUGUUUAUGAACUAUUCUUAUGUAAAUUUACAAUUGUCCUUUACUGUACUUUUUUGUUUACAGUAUAGUACCUUAUUUUCUGCUGUGUAAAGUGGGUGUCAAACUCCAAGAAGACAUGCACUUUCUAUAACCUCUAUUGAAGAUAUUGGAAUUUCCAAUUUUUCAUGUGUACUAUGUCAGAAAAUGCUUUCGAUUUUAUUUUUAAAUCUAACAUCGGAUGGCUUUUCCGGAGUGUUGUAAAAACUUCAAUCAUACAUAAAACAUGUUCUUACAAAAGGCAAA